GCCACUUUGAUUUUCUUCAGUUUAACUGUUUGAUAUUUUGGCCAGAUAAACAGUAUGCAUUGGGAAAACUCACAGCCAUCUGCCCAGGGAAGGUCCCGGCCGUACCAGGGAGUUCGUGUCCGAGAUCCAGUUAAGGAGCUGCUGAGGAGAAAGAGGAGCCUGGAGCAUCACAGCACCAAGACGACGCAUUUCACAGCUGAUGUGGUGGGUUUCAGCAAUCAGUCAUCGUUUACACAAGGUAGUUUUUGUUCAGAUGUUACCAGUGCUUCCCCUGCUGAGCAGUCUCCUGGGGCAGCAGACCGAGGGCUACAGGGUUCCGGGUGGAAACCUGCUCCCCCCAUCACCACCGCUGGACUGCAGCCUGCUGCGAUGCCGUGGUCUUCAUCUGACUACAACCCACAGGACUCCACAGCUCAGACUCUGGCCUACCCAGCUGCCUCUGCCCUCACUGCUGAUGUAUACAUGCAGACUCUGUGUCCCAGCUACACCAUGCUGACCUAUACACACACACCGCUGCUAACUAACUUUGGCACCAUCCCAGUGGCUCCAAGUCAAAGCUCCCUCACCCCGAUGGAGCUCCCAGACUCCGGGCUGGCCUACCCCUUGUGGGCACAGCCUCUUACCACCAUAUCUGCUGUGCCCAGUCCAGGUCUUCAGUUUGCCUCAGGUUCUGCAGCUCUGCCUGGACCCCCUUUGGUUCAUAUGCCUUUACCCAUGUCUUUGACCGCCAUGAUUCCUCAACCAGAUUCCGAGUCGGUGAACCCUCACCCUCAGGUUCUGGACACCCAACAGCACUCGGAGAAGGAGCUGGACCAAGAACCACAAGAUCAUUCUCUGGCAGAAAAUCCUGACGAAGAGCCAGUAUCCCCUAAUCUACUGGAUGAACUUCUGGAAGAUCAGAAAGAGCAUGAUGAUGAACAAGACAAGAAUUCAUAUUCCAGCUCCAUGUUCUUAUCUAAUGUCUGAAGUCACAACUGUUCAUUCCAUUGAAACAGAUUUUUUUCCUUUUACUUUUCUGUCAUGAGAUUGCAGAAAAUUUUGGCAUACUCAUUAACUCAAUUCUUACCUUAGUUCAUGGACAAUCUACCUUCCAAUCAGACAGAGCUGGAAAUGUUUAGCAAAUAAGUAUGGGUGAAAAUUGCAGCCACUAAAUGCACAGAACUGAUAAUUGAUUUCACAAAUUUUCACAAUUCAUUUCUUUGUGAAAUUAAAUUCUGACAUUGCAGUAAAAUUUGAUUCUACUUAUUAUUGGUACUGGGGAAUGAACAGAGAUGCAUGACAAAUCCCAUACUUCAGAAAUUUGCAGAAAUCUGUCCCCCCAAAAAAUCCCAAAUUCAUCUGUAUUUGUGUGAAAAUGUGAAAAAAUGUCAACGAUUAAGGCAAAGCAUUUCCCUAUGCAAACUUGGGUGUAGAUUCACACAAUUUGUUCUUUCCGAGUAGAUCUUUCCUGUCUUUCACCUAUGUUGUAGGCCUAGAGCACUCUUCACAUUCUCUCUGGAAAAUAAA
Messenger RNA from Poeciliopsis prolifica (blackstripe livebearer), 1506 nucleotides. RefSeq names its product POU domain class 2-associating factor 1. The transcript has 5 exons. The record is from RefSeq and is a predicted model, not a curated record. Gene Ontology annotation, cellular component: RNA polymerase II transcription regulator complex. Gene Ontology annotation, molecular function: transcription coactivator activity; DNA binding; POU domain binding. NCBI's taxonomy places the organism in Eukaryota, Metazoa, Chordata, Actinopteri, Cyprinodontiformes, Poeciliidae. The coding region runs from base 55 to 966 and encodes 303 amino acids. Gene Ontology annotation, biological process: positive regulation of transcription by RNA polymerase II.